AUGGCUCGUGAGACUGAACCCCGUGAUAAUUGCCUUUCCAGCUGCUGUGGGCAGGGCAAGGAAAUCAAUUCUGGAGAUGCAUGCAAUCCCCAGACUCCUGACCAAGGUCGCGAUCUCAACAAACCCGAUUGCUGCAAAGAUAAGCCAUCUCCCUGCUGUAGCGUCUCUUGCCUUGAUCGCAUUGCGCUUCGCGAAUGUGAGCAAGAAUCCAUUUUAUCACCUAACGAUUUGUCGCAAAAACCCACGGGCUCUGCCUGCCAAAGUCCCGACGGUAAACCAUGCGACCAACAUCGCCGUUCUGCACGCGCCAAGUAUGCAGCAACGCUUGAAGCUUUAGGUUGCAUUUGCCGCGCUUUAAUUGCCCUUGGGCAAGAAUCCUGCUGCCCAUCGGAGAGUCGGUCGACCUCUGGUAAUGAGCGCCACUCGACGGAGUCGUCUCGGAGGAUUCUGCGUGAUUCUCUUGGCUCUUCUAGUACCUCGCUAAAGAGACGCCGUAGCACAGGGAAGGGAGAUGCAUGCUCGAGCGGCUGCUGUGGCGUAUCUAAGGCUUCUGCAGAUUCCAAGCAGUGCGGUGUCCCUAAAAAUGGGAAGACGAUCAAUUCUGGUAGCUGUUGCAGUAAAUCAGAGGUUUCCAUAAACAUUGGAGAGGACGUUUCUGUGACGAAAGAUGCAUCAAGCGAGGCCAUGAACUGCUCGAAGGGCUGCUGCAGCCGACCAAAGAUCAACCAGUCCUUGACUACCGAGCAUCAUUCCUCUUCUGGUAUGGGAAAGUCUGACGACCAUGGCUGCUCGGCCGGUUGCUGCAGUACUUCCGCUGUUUUAUCUAAAAAUAAACUCAGUGAACCUGCGACCUGCUCUACCGGUUGUUGCAGCAAGCCAAAGCAGCCGUCUAGUGUCUUGCUGGGAGAUAUAUCCCAUCAAUCUCAUCCUCGUUUGGAUGACUGUUGCAGUAACAUGCCAUCCGGAUGUGCCAUCGGCAAAGAGUCUAGUGACAUGAUCGAGAGCAUCCCAUGCACGACUAUUCCUGACCUCGAAAAGGGUAUUACAAGUAAGGAGCAUAUCAUUUUGAGCGUAUCUGGAUUGACCUGCACUGGAUGCGAAACCAAACUCAAGCGUGCUCUGGGCAGCCUUCAGUCAGUCCAGAAUCUCAAAACUAGUUUGGUUCUUUCGCGAGCAGAAUUCGACCUCAACUGCGAUGUUCAGUCACUUGAUGAAGUGUUGAAGCACUUGGGAAAGACUACCGAGUUCAAAUGCGAAAGGAUCAUAGACCGAGGAUCGCGCGUGGAUGUUAUUGUCUCUGACGCCGCUGAAUUUAUGAAACAAGAUUGGCCCCGUGGAGUUACCGAGAUGAAUUUGAUAGAUGAUCAAUCCGUGAAUGUUGUUUAUGAUGCAAAAAUCAUCGGAGCAAGAGAUCUGUUAGAGCAUGGUUGGGAUCGACCACUUUCUCUGGCUCCUCCUCGUUCUGAUCCAACUCUUUUGGCUGGAGACAAGCAUGUGCGCCACAUGGGUUAUAUGACGAUCUUAUCCAUUAUUCUGACAGUACCAGUCUUGGUCCUCGCUUGGGCUCCGCUUCCGAAGCACGAAAUUGCCUAUGGUUCUGCGUCAUUGGCAUUGGCAACGAUUGUGCAAAUCGUCAUUGCCGGCCCGUUUUACCCAAAGGCAUUGAAAGCAUUGAUGUUCUCCAGGGUCAUUGAAAUGGAUCUGCUCAUUGUGUUGAGUACGAGCGCUGCCUAUAUUUUCUCCGUCGUCUCCUUUGGAUAUCUUGUUGUGGGUAAGCCACUGGCUACUGGUGAAUUUUUCGAAACUAGUACUUUGCUCGUCACAUUGAUCAUGGUUGGUCGAUAUGUCACUGCUCUCGCCCGUCAGAAAGCUGUCGAAUCUAUUUCACUUCGGUCACUUCAGACGCCUACAGCUACUCUCGUAGAUGAGUCUGGGGCCAAUGAAAAGGAGAUUGAUGUCCGGCUUCUCCAGCAUGGAGACGUUCUCAAGAUUCUUCCAGACUCUAAAAUCCCGACCGAUGGAACGGUUAUUGGAGGAUCAUCCGAGGUCGAUGAGUCAAUGAUUACUGGAGAGCCCAUUCCAGUAGAAAAGUUUCCUGCAUCUACUGUUGUCGCCGGAUCCGUGAAUGGUUCUGGGACGCUGAUUGUCAAGUUGACUCGUCUCCCCGCCGAUAAUACAAUCUCCGUCAUUGCAGGGUUGGUCGAUCAAGCGAAAUUGUCCAAGCCAAGGAUACAAGACAUUGCAGACCGAGUGGCGAGCUUCUUUGUGCCUGUUGUGAUUACGCUAUCUAUCAUCACGUUCGUGAUUUGGAUUGCUGUAGGCAUUACAGUGCGAAGCCAGUCUGGGGCUCGAGCCACUACAGAGGCAAUCACAUACGCUAUCACCGUUCUCAUUGUCUCUUGUCCUUGCGCUAUCGGCUUGGCAGUACCCAUGGUCAUCGUUAUAGCCAGUGGUGUCGCUGCCGAGCGAGGUGUCAUCUUCAAGACUGCCAACAGCAUCGAGGUCGCCUACAAGGCUGUAAAUGUUGUGUUCGACAAAACCGGCACCCUCACUCAUGGCAAACUCACGGUUGCAGUUGAGCAUAUAAGCAGCAAUGAUUAUCUGCCCCUACUUAUCAGUCUGAUUGGAAGUAAUAAACACCCAAUCUCCGCUUCCGUGGCCACGCAUCUCAGAGGCAGAGGCAUAUCAGCAUCUACUGUCACUGAUAUCAAGGUACACGCCGGCAAAGGGGUAGAAGGCUUAGCACAAGGGCUUACUCUCCGCGCAGGAAACUCGCGGUGGCUCAACCUCUCAUCUGAUCCUCAAGUACAAUCCGUUCUUGAACAAGGCUACACGGCAUUCUGUUUCACAAUCAACGACACUCUCGCCGCCGUCUUUGGUUUGGAGGACUCGCUUCGCCCCGAUGCUCUCGAGACUGUGACUAAACUCCAGGAACGAGAUAUAUCAGUCCAUAUUCUGUCAGGUGAUGACGACGGCCCGGUCCAUUCCAUUGCAAGACAACUCGGUAUCGCAGCUCAAAAUGUCCGCUCCAGAUGCACCCCGAUUGACAAACAACGCUAUAUCCAAACCCUUGUUAACCAACCCGGUCAUCCACACAAGAAGAUCCGCACAACAACAAUCUUUGUCGGCGACGGCACAAACGAUGCCAUUGCCCUCGCCAGCUCCACAAUCGGCGUACACAUGAACCAAGAAACCGGCAGUGAUGUCGCUCAAUCCGCCGCAGACGUCGUCCUCAUGCGGCCCAGCCUUAGUAGCAUCCUGACAAUGAUCAACAUCAGCGAGAAGGCGGUACGGAGGAUCAAGUUUAAUUUUGGGUGGAGCUUUGUGUAUAAUGUGUUUGCGAUCUUGCUCGGUGCGGGAGCGUUUGUGGAUGCCAGGAUUCCGCCGAGAUUUGCCGGAUUGGGGGAGUUGGUAAGUGUUUUGCCUGUUGUUGUUGCGGCUGUGCUUUUGAAGUGGGCGAGGGUUUGA
Talaromyces marneffei is the source of this 3468-nucleotide messenger RNA. RefSeq lists its product as uncharacterized. Gene Ontology annotation, biological process: monoatomic cation transport. The transcript is spliced from 2 exons. The record is from RefSeq and is a predicted model, not a curated record. Gene Ontology annotation, molecular function: metal ion binding; ATP hydrolysis activity; ATPase-coupled monoatomic cation transmembrane transporter activity. Gene Ontology annotation, cellular component: membrane. The coding region runs from base 1 to 3468 and encodes 1155 amino acids. Lineage: Eukaryota; Fungi; Ascomycota; Eurotiomycetes; Eurotiales; Trichocomaceae.